CAAAAUACUAACACUGUCAAUAAUAAACCCAAACCGCUCAAGUUCUCUGCUGUCCCAAUGGCCAAACCACUCUCCCUCCCUUUGUAUGAAAGAGUCUCUUGUAAAGGCAUCAUGAUCAGGCGAACCUUGGAUGUCACCGUCUUCUGCCUUUUACUCUCUCUCCUCGCUUAUCGCCUCCGUUCCCUCAGCAAUCAAGGAUUCACUUGGCUCCUCGCCUUUCUAUGUGAGUCAUGGUUUGCUUUUUUAUGGCUUCUCAACCUUAGCACUAGAUGGAAUCCCGUUGAGUACAAAACAUACCCUGAAAAUCUCUUGCCACGGUCACUUGGGCUUCCCCCUAUAGAUAUGUUUGUAACGACUGCAGACCCCGUGCUUGAACCGCCCUUGGUAACAGUAAACACUGUUCUCUCUUUGUUGGCAGUGGAUUAUCCAGCUGAAAAGCUAGCUUGCUAUGUAUCAGACGAUGGUUGCUCCCCUCUCACCUUCUACUCUCUUGUUGAAGCAUCAAAGUUUGCUAAGCUUUGGGUUCCGUUUUGUAAGAAGUAUAGCAUUCAAAUCAGAGCCCCCUUUCAAUACUUCUCCGCCAAGUCCCUGCCUCCUGUUGAUGGCUUAUCAGGUUUCGAACUGGAAUGGAAAAAGAUGAAGGAUGAGUACGAGCAUCUUUGUCGAAAGAUAGAAGAUGCAGUCCACAAGUUGAUGCUGGGUCCCCAUUCCACUGAAUAUGCGGUCUUCAAGAACAUAGAGCGUGACAAUCAUCCAAGUAUUGUCAAGGUUAUAUUCGAAAACAAGGAAGAUCAUUCAAGUUGUUUGCCUCAUCUAGUUUACGUUUCCAGAGAGAAACGUCCAAAUCAUCCACAUCAUUUUAAAGCCGGUGCCAUGAAUGUUUUGCAGACCAGAGUCUCAGGAGUGAUGACCAAUGCUCCCUUUAUGUUGAAUGUGGACUGCGACAUGUUUGCCAGCAAUCCAAAGAUCAUUCUCCAUGCCGUUUGCUUACUAGUAGGCGUCGACGAUGAACAAGAAUGUGCCUUUGUUCAAUGUCCUCAGAUAUUCUACGAUGCUUUGAAAGACGAUCCUUUUGGAAACCGAAUGACAGUUCCUUUCACUAUUUUCGUAGGCGGGAUGGCUGGGAUACAAGGGCCUCCCUAUGCUGGAACUGGAUGUUUCCACAGACGUAAAGCUAUAUACGGAUUACCCCCAAAUCAUGAUUUUGAUAUCAAAGAUUGCAAAAUAUUGGAAGAAAGAUUUGGAAAAUCCACCGAGUUCAGCGAGUCAGUGGCUGAAAUCCUGUUUGGGUCAGGAGAAAAACAUUUUCCAUGUGAUAUUUCAAGCAUCACUGGGUCAGCAUGCAGAGUUGCUAAUUGUAGCUACGAGAAUAAUACUUGCUGGGGAAUAGAGGUGGGAUUGACGUAUGGAUCUGUAACAGAAGAUGUUCUAACAGGAUUAAGGAUCCAUACAAUGGGUUGGAAAUCUGUUUUGCUGAUGCCCAGUCCACCGGCAUUUAUGGGCUGUGCACCUCCAGGUGGACCCGUCUCAAUGACACAAAUGAAGAGAUGGGGUACAGGCCUGCUUGAGGUUCUCUUCAGCAAACAUUCUCCCAUUCUUUCAGCCUUCAGCACUAAGCUCCAUUUUAGGCAGGCUUUAGCCUAUCUGCAAAUUGUUAUGUGGGCUUCACGCUCCAUUCCUCAGUUCUGUUAUAAUAUGCUAUCCGCCUAUUGCAUCACCACCAACUCUCAAUUCUUGCCUAAGGUCAUAACCAUUGCACUAUCAUGCAUUAGAACAAUUGAUGCGGAGCAAAUGCCUUGUCUGCUUCGAUUUUUACUGCUCUCUGCCACACAAGUAAAUGUUCGAAGAAUAAUCUCACAAAUACGUGAGCAUUUAAAGUUUCUCAGUGUGCCAAAUACUCACACAUUGCAAAAAAAUAAACUCAAAGGGAAGUUGCUUGUUGACAACACAGAGGCAUCUAUUCUAGAUGCCUUGAGAUCUAGUCUUCAAUUUAAGAGUAUACUCUGUCAGGAGAUUUUGAAGGAAUUGAAUGGCCUUGAGAAACCUCGAGAUCACAAAAUCAUAGACAUAUGGUUGCUUGUGCUAUUGUACACAAAUGGUGAGUCCAUGCGAAAAAGCAUUGAGAAGGUAUUUAAGAAGAAAGUUAUUGAAGGUUGCAUUCAGGAAGUUAUGCUUGAUCAGUGCAUUUAUGGGAACAAGGAACUGGCAAAGGAAUAUUUCCUGUCCUUGCUUUCUUUAUCUGAGUACCUAUUGGCAUGCAAAGAACAAAAGGCAAGGGAUUUUGGCAUUUACAUGUAUACUCUUCUUUUUGAAGAGUUUGCUGAUACUUAUUCAAGACAGGAAGUUCUUGGUGCACUAGUCACUCAUGUGGGCUCUGGUGUCAAGUCUGAAGUAAGUUCUGCUCUGCAGGUUAUGGCUUCACUGGCCACAAAACAUGCACAGGAAUUAAUUCCACUUUCUUCUCAUAUAAAUGGAAUCUUGGACUACUUGGAGGGACUGACUGUUGAAAAUCUUCAUAAGGUUUACGAGGUCUUCAGCCAUAUGGCACUGCUAGCUCGCUCUAGUUCUGACUGUUUUGGCUCUUCCAUUGCAAAUGAACUCUUGAUAAUUGUUCAAAAGCAGCAUCACCCUGCAAUUGGGCAGGUCAGCCAUCCGGAUCUGAAGUACAAAAAGAUGGGCCUCAUUGGAAUCUUGAAAAUUGUUUCAUGUCUUGGGGAUGCAAGUAAUGUCACAUUAUCAUCACCUUUUCAGAAAUCAAAUACUGAGGAGGCCUUGGAGCUCCUUGAAACAUCCCUGGAAUCUUGCAAACAGUUGUGCUUAUCAUUGAUCUUCUUUUACGAUGAACUGACUGCAAUUUUGGAAAGUAGAACUCUUCACACUGUCAUCGUGGACUGGAUUGGCAAGCAUGUAGGAGAAUUUGAAUCUAUUUUCCUGUCUGAUCUUGAUGGUGGCCAAUUGCCUAGCAGGAAUUCAUAUUGUGGUUUAGAAGGGGAGCUAUGGAUGAACUUGGAUGGUGAAAUAUCUCCUAUUUGUCUGAACAUUCUGCCAUUAGCUUCUUCUUCGCAGUCUGCUUGUUUGCAAUUUCUUCCUGCUAACUUUCAUUUACUAUCAGCUGUUGAAAGGUUGACAAAUCAAGGAUCUCUUGGUGGAAUUGAUGCAUUACUUGGCUGUCCUUUGCUCCUUCCCUCGUCUAAGUACUACUCAGAAGCUGAAUGGCUGUCUUUGACAGGAAAGCAGAAACAGAUUAUUUCUCUCUGUCUUUAUUAUGCAGUAAACUGGCUACGGGAACUGCUUAAUGCCUUCUGCACACAAGUAGCUGGAAGAUUUGAAUUUACAAGUCAGUCGACAAAAGAGGACAUAACAUUGAAGCUGUUAAAGCGAUUGAGGAACCUAGUAUUUCUGGAAAGCUUGUUAAAUCAUUCCAUCAGAAUGUGUCCUGUAGUACUACCUCAGCUCCAUCUUCAAGUAGAGCAUUGCGGAUCGACGCUCAUAAACCAACCAAACCAUGUGGGGAAUAUGGAAAAGAAGAAUGAGCCUAAGAUGACACAUGAAUGCACAUCCCCAAACAAAAGGAAGCAUAAAAAGAUUGCGAAGACCUCAACGCCAGGUACAGAUGGAAAACUUCACCAGCCAACAUUGAUGGACGUGUUGAGGAAAGCAGGAGUAGAGACAAGCCAAGAGAUGACAAAUGAAGUUUCUUCAAAGGAGAGGACCUCAGCAUCAGUAGAUCGGCAAUCCCAUGUCUUUAAUGAAUCAGUGCUUAUAGAAGUUUCUCCACCUGCACAAGCUCUGGAAUCACAGAAAUUUAGGUUCAGGCCUCUUUUAUUGGAAUGCUUCUCCAUUUUGACCUUUUCAAAGAACCAUGACUCCUGCUGCUCUGACCCUGUGGCUGAGUUACCCUUAUACCUGUACCUCAUUCAUGAUCUUCACUGCAAGUUGGAUUACUUUGCUGCCCCGGGGAAACAAUGCUCCUCGAGAAGCUUGAGUUCUGUUGCUUUUACCAGGAUGACGUUGGAUGAAUUUCUUAGCAAAAUUAGACCACUCUUUCCAAGUCUUAAGAGAAAUUUAGAUAUUGCAUUCUGUAGUCUUAAAGAAGGUAAUGAAACUUGUCAAGAACACUGGAACAUUCAAUCUGCUGCUGCUCACAACCCAGAUAUAAUCAACCUUGUCCCAUCAAAAUCUUCAAUUUCUACUAUGGUGUAUAAGGAAGUACUUCAUAGUUUCAGUAAGUUUUUCCUUGAGCAGAUGCUAAACCUUCCUGAAGUACAAAGGAAUAAAUCAGUUCUUUCAGAUCUCCUUGAAGCCUUUCAGCCCAAUGAAACAUUAGAUGCUGGUGCUUCAGAUGUACAGCCUUGUCCUUCACCUGGUACAAUAGAGUAUUCAUAUCUUGGGGCUUGUUCAUUUGUGGAAAGUAUCCUCCAUGCAGCAUGUUCUUUCUCCUUUAUUCUGGCAUCAGAGGCUCUUUUCACUCUGGAAUCAGCUGUUACAUCAGUUUUAAAUGUCGUUGAUAAGUUGGAGGGAGAUGAUGUAAACAUACAGUCAAGGUUUAACCAGAUCCUUCCUUUCUUGCGUGGCAAACUUGGAUCGUCUGCUCAGAAACUUCUAAAGCAUAAGUGGGAUGACGAAAAUCUUGAGAAUGGCUGGAAGAACAAAGGAGAAAUAGUACAAAAGAUACUGCGGAUCCACUUGGAAUAUACUGAAUCAACUGCUGAUUUGCUAGAUGAGCUUGCGUGCACAAUUUUGCCACAGGUUUCUUGUACAACAAUGGCAGAAGAUGAGGAUUAUGGUUACCCAACUCUAUGUUCUGCAACAUUUCUCUCCUGGUACCAUGUACUGUUUGAAGUGAACCUCACAGUUCUUGACAAAUUGGUUAAGGAGGUUGUUCACUUGGAGAAGUGCCGACCUGGUUUUCAACCCGAAAAUGUUCACACACAUUUGAUCAAGAUGCAAAAGAACGUGAAUGUGGUUGUUGCACUAGUUAACAUGUGCAGAACCUAUGACAAGGUCACCCUGCAUGCCAUGGCUGUCAAGUAUGGUGGGAAAUUCAUCGAUUCCUUCCUUAAAGCUUUUGACUUCUUGCAGGUUCACUUCCAAAUGCAUAAUGAAGUCAUAAUUCUACUGGUGAAAGAACUUCAAAAGGCUACAAGAACAAUUCAGACUCUAUGUUCUGAAGCAAAGGGCUUGAAGCAAACAGCCAUCACUGGCAAAAUACCUGCUACCAAAAGAUCUUUGGAACGCUUUUUGUUUCGUGUCAAGGCUCUUCUCCAUACAACAUCUAGUGGAUGCACUUUCUGGAUGGGUAAUCUAAAACACAAGGAUCUCAGAGGUCAGGUGGUGAGUUCCCAGGCAUAUGUAGAUGAUCGAAACGACAGCAUUGAUCAAGAUCCUGAGGAUGUGGAUCCACCAGUCAUUGUUGCCACUGCUAGUGGAAACAGUGAAACAGACUGAAGAGGUCCGCAUAUAUUGAAAACUUCAGACUUUUAAAUGAGUGCCAAAUGAAAACAUGCAUGCUGCUGUUGUUGCAUAUGAAGCAUCCUCUAGAAAUAAGAACAAAGGCAGAAGCAGGCAUCAACAAAGGGCUAUGCAUUCAGCGUCUUCACUGUCUGUCACUGGCUUCAUUACUUGGAAUGAACGAGGGGUGUGGGAUCCCUAUGAAAUUUGAGGUUUGGCAGGUUAUAGCAAUCUGUUGCUAUCUCAACCUUCUUCCAAAGGUAACAUAUUGGAAAAUAUCCAGAUGAACAUAGAACCUUGUUCAUUUGUUAAUAUGGACAUAGUGUAUUACUUGGAUAUGGUGUUAAAUUGGUAACAGUUUGCUGUAUUUGAAGAUGUCAGUGCUAGUUCAAGAUUCUGUAUUGGCAGCAAUAGCUAUUCAGUCAAAUGUUAAUUUUUGCUAAAUAUUGAUAAAAUUUAAUAUGUAUUUAACACCAAGCUAAUAUCUUGAAGUAGUAUAUGUGAUUUUGAAUUGAACUAAUGGAUCGAAUAGAGAAUGGGACUCUCAUUGGUUCAAUAGCCGAUGCGGUUAUUAAAACAUUGGCUGCAGCUAUGUAAACGAAAGGGAGUUUCUGGAUAA
Messenger RNA from Theobroma cacao (cacao), 6070 nucleotides. Lineage: Eukaryota; Viridiplantae; Streptophyta; Magnoliopsida; Malvales; Malvaceae. The record is from RefSeq and is a predicted model, not a curated record.